Messenger RNA from Scophthalmus maximus (turbot), 13547 nucleotides. RefSeq names its product serine-rich adhesin for platelets-like. Lineage: Eukaryota; Metazoa; Chordata; Actinopteri; Pleuronectiformes; Scophthalmidae. The record is from RefSeq and is a predicted model, not a curated record. Bases 11 to 12853 code for a protein of 4280 amino acids. The transcript is spliced from 8 exons. Gene Ontology annotation, molecular function: calcium ion binding.
GACAACUGAUAUGUCCAGCAAAGCCACUGCAGCUCCUACAGCUUCCUCGCUCUUCAGCACAGAGAAGCCAACAGCAUUGCCAAGUGAGGAACAAGACAGUGUUGCCACAGAUUACACAGAAAAGCCCUCAUUUGAGACAGAGGGUGUUUCUAUCAACACUGCAGUAUAUGAAGAGGGCUCAGGUGUCCAAACUCCAGACAUGUUCUCUUCAACCUCUUCUGUCACUGAGACAUCUUCAUCUGUGUUCAGCACUGUUGCCCCAACAGCACUAUCACCUGGAACCAAAGAAAGUCUUGGAACAGACAAGACAAAAAUACCAUCAGUUACUGCAGAACCGUCAGUUUCCUCUGUCCCUGAUGAGGCACUAUCCAGCUCAUUAACGGUGUCUCCAAGUUUGUCUUCUUUUAUAUCCUCUGCUGUUCCAGUCAUUGAGGAUGGAUAUAUUAGCAGUGAGAUUACAACAGUGGAGUCCGUUCCUGCCAUCAGUCAAACAACCUUGAAAUCUGAAACGGCAUCAAUCUUCAUCACAACAGAUACAGAGAGUUCUGGAGACAGUACUAAUGAAUUCAUUGAACAGUCAUUCUUUACUGCAACUACCUCUCCUUCAAUUAUGAGUACAGAGUCGCCAUCAGUCCCUGCAUCACAAGAAUUGGAAUCAGCCAGUAUGCCAUCAGUUGCUGUUACUGCAGCUUCAUCACUCUACAGUACGGAUAAACCUAAAACAUUGUCACCUGAAACCCAAGAGACUGUCACUACAAGUCAGACAGAGAAGGAUUAUGUGACAUCUGAGACAAUUUCGGCUUCCCCUACAGCUGAUGAAGAAAGAUCAGUUAAACAGACAACUGAUAUGUCCAGCAAAGCCACUGCAGCUCCUACAGCUUCCUCGCUCUUCAGCACAGAGAAGCCAACAGCAUUGCCAAGUGAGGAACAAGACAGUGUUGCCACAGAUUACACAGAAAAGCCCUCAUUUGAGACAGAGGGUGUUUCUAUCAACACUGCAGUAUAUGAAGAGGGCUCAGGUGUCCAAACUCCAGACAUGUUCUCUUCAACCUCUUCUGUCACUGAGACAUCUUCAUCUGUGUUCAGCACUGUUGCCCCAACAGCACUAUCACCUGGAACCAAAGAAAGUCUUGGAACAGACAAGACAAAAAUACCAUCAGUUACUGCAGAACCGUCAGUUUCCUCUGUCCCUGAUGAGGCACUAUCCAGCUCAUUAACGGUGUCUCCAAGUUUGUCUUCUUUUAUAUCAUUUACUGUUCCAGACAUUGAGGAUGGAUAUAUAAGCAGUGAAGUCACAAGGGUGGAGUCCAUUCCUUCCAUUAGUCAAUCAACCAUGAAAUCUGAAACGGAAUCAAUCUUAAUUACUACAGACACAGAGAGUUCUGGAGACAGUACUAAUGAAUUCAUUGAACAGUCAUUCUUUACUGCAACUACCUCUCCUUCAAUUAUGAGUACAGAGUCGCCAUCAGUCCCUGCAUCACAAGAAUUGGAAUCAGCCAGUAUGCCAUCAGUUGCUGUUACUGCAGCUUCAUCACUCUACAGUACGGAUAAACCUAAAACAUUGUCACCUGAAACCCAAGAGACUGUCACUACAAGUCAGACAGAGAAGGAUUAUGUGACAUCUGAGACAAUUUCGGCUUCCCCUACAGCUGAUGAAGAAAGAUCAGUUAAACAGACAACUGAUAUGUCCAGCAAAGCCACUGCAGCUCCUACAGCUUCCUCGCUCUUCAGCACAGAGAAGCCAACAGCAUUGCCAAGUGAGGAACAAGACAGUGUUGCCACAGAUUACACAGAAAAGCCCUCAUUUGAGACAGAGGGUGUUUCUAUCAACACUGCAGUAUAUGAAGAGGGCUCAGGUGUCCAAACUCCAGACAUGUUCUCUUCAACCUCUUCUGUCACUGAGACAUCUUCAUCUGUGUUCAGCACUGUUGCCCCAACAGCACUAUCACCUGGAACCAAAGAAAGUCUUGGAACAGACAAGACAAAAAUACCAUCAGUUACUGCAGAACCGUCAGUUUCCUCUGUCCCUGAUGAGGCACUAUCCAGCUCAUUAACGGUGUCUCCAAGUUUGUCUUCUUUUAUAUCCUCUGCUGUUCCAGUCAUUGAGGAUGGAUAUAUUAGCAGUGAGAUUACAACAGUGGAGUCCGUUCCUGCCAUCAGUCAAACAACCUUGAAAUCUGAAACGGCAUCAAUCUUCAUCACAACAGAUACAGAGAGUUCUGGAGACAGUACUAAUGAAUUCAUUGAACAGUCAUUCUUUACUGCAACUACCUCUCCUUCAAUUAUGAGUACAGAGUCGCCAUCAGUCCCUGCAUCACAAGAAUUGGAAUCAGCCAGUAUGCCAUCAGUUGCUGUUACUGCAGCUUCAUCACUCUACAGUACGGAUAAACCUACAACAUUGUCACCUGAAACCCAAGAGACUGUCACUACAAGUCAGACAGAGAAGGAUUAUGUGACAUCUGAGACAAUUUCGGCUUCCCCUACAGCUGAUGAAGAAAGAUCAGUUAAACAGACAACUGAUAUGUCCAGCAAAGCCACUGCAGCUCCUACAGCUUCCUCGCUCUUCAGCACAGAGAAGCCAACAGCAUUGCCAAGUGAGGAACAAGACAGUGUUGCCACAGAUUACACAGAAAAGCCCUCAUUUGAGACAGAGGGUGUUUCUAUCAACACUGCAGUAUAUGAAGAGGGCUCAGGUGUCCAAACUCCAGACAUGUUCUCUUCAACCUCUUCUGUCACUGAGACAUCUUCAUCUGUGUUCAGCACUGUUGCCCCAACAGCACUAUCACCUGGAACCAAAGAAAGUCUUGGAACAGACAAGACAAAAAUACCAUCAGUUACUGCAGAACCGUCAGUUUCCUCUGUCCCUGAUGAGGCACUAUCCAGCUCAUUAACGGUGUCUCCAAGUUUGUCUUCUUUUAUAUCCUCUGCUGUUCCAGUCAUUGAGGAUGGAUAUAUUAGCAGUGAGAUUACAACAGUGGAGUCCGUUCCUGCCAUCAGUCAAUCAACCAUGAAAUCUGAAACAGCAACAAUCUUUAUCACAACAGAUACAGAGAGUUCUGGAGACAGUACUCCUGAGUUAAUUGAAGAGUCAUUAUUCACUGCAACUACCUUCCCUUCAAUUCUGAGUACAGAGUCGCCAUCUGUCCCUGCAUCACAAGAAUUGGAAUCAACCAGUAUGCCAUCAGUUGUUGUUACUGCAGCUUCAUCAAUCUACAGUACAGAUAAACCUACAUCAUUGUCACCUGAAACACAAGAGACUGUCACUACAAGUCAAACAGAGAAGGAUUAUGUGACAUCUGAGACAAGUUCGUCUUCCCCUAGAGCUGAUGAAGAAAGCUCAGUUGAACAGACAACUGAUAUGUCCAGCAAAGACACUGCAGCUCCUACAGCUUCCUCGCUCUUCAGCACAGAGAAGCCAACAGCAUUGCCAAGUGAGGAACAAGACAGUGUUGCCACAGAUUACACAGAAAAGCCCUCAUUUGAGACAGAGGGUGUUUCUAUCAACACUGCAAUAUAUGUAGAGGGCUCAGGUGUCCAAACUCCAGAAAUGUUCUCAUCAACCUCUUCUGUCACUGAGACAUCUUCAUCUGUGUUCAGCACUGUGGCCCCAACAGCACUAUCACCUGGAACCAAAGAAAGUCUUGGAACAGACAAGACAAAAAUACCAUCAGUUACUGCAGAACCGUCAGUUUCCUCGGUCUCUGAUGAGUCAUUAUCCAGCUCAAUAACGGUGUCUCCAAGUUUGUCUUCUUUUAUAUCAUUUACUUUUCCAGACAUUGAGGAUGGAUAUAUAAGCAGUGAAGUCACAAAGGUGGAGUCCAUUCCUUCCAUUAGUCAAUCAACCAUGAAAUCUGAAACGGAAUCAAUCUUAAUUACUACAGACACAGAGAGUUCUGGACAAAGUACUUCUGAGUUCGUUGAAGAGUCAUUCUUCACUGCAACUACCUUCCCUUCAAUACUGAGUACAGAGGCACCAUCAGUCCCUGCAUCACAAGAAUUGGAAUCAACCAGUAUGCCAUCAGUUGUUACUGCAGCUUCAUCACUCUACAGUACGGAUAAACCUACACCAUUGUCACCUGAAACACAAGAGACUGUCACUACAAGUCAGACAGAGAAGGAUUAUGUGACAUCUGAGACAAUUUCGGCUUCCCCUACAGCUGAUGAAGAAAGAUCAGUUGAACAGAAAACUGAUAUGUCCAGCAAAGCAACUGCAGCUCGUACAGCUUCCUCGCUCUUCAGCACAGAGAAGCCAACAGCAUUGCCAAGUGAGGAACAAGACAGUGUUGCCACAGAUUACACAGAAAAGCCCUCAUUUGAGACAGAGGGUGUUUCUAUCAACACUGCAGUAUAUGAAGAGGGCUCAGGUGUCCAAACUCCAGACAUGUUCUCUUCAACCUCUUCUGUCACUGAGACAUCUUCAUCUGUGUUCAGCACUGUUGCCCCAACAGCACUAUCACCUGGAACCAAAGAAAGUCUUGGAACAGACAAGACAAAAAUACCAUCAGUUACUGCAGAACCGUCAGUUUCCUCUGUCCCUGAUGAGGCACUAUCCAGCUCAUUAACGGUGUCUCCAAGUUUGUCUUCUUUUAUAUCCUCUGCUGUUCCAGUCAUUGAGGAUGGAUAUAUUAGCAGUGAGAUUACAACAGUGGAGUCCGUUCCUGCCAUCAGUCAAUCAACCAUGAAAUCUGAAACAGCAACAAUCUUUAUCACAACAGAUACAGAGAGUUCUGGAGACAGUACUCCUGAGUUAAUUGAAGAGUCAUUCUUCACUGCAACUACCUUCCCUUCAAUUCUGAGUACAGAGUCGCCAUCUGUCCCUGCAUCACAAGAAUUGGAAUCAACCAGUAUGCCAUCAGUUGUUGUUACUGCAGCUUCAUCAAUCUACAGUACAGAUAAACCUACAUCAUUGUCACCUGAAACACAAGAGACUGUCACUACAAGUCAAACAGAGAAGGAUUAUGUGACAUCUGAGACAAGUUCGUCUUCCCCUAGAGCUGAUGAAGAAAGCUCAGUUGAACAGACAACUGAUAUGUCCAGCAAAGACACUGCAGCUCCUACAGCUUCCUCGCUCUUCAGCACAGAGAAGCCAACAGCAUUGCCAAGUGAGGAACAAGACAGUGUUUUCACAGAUCACACAGAAAAGCCAUCAUAUCAGACAGAGGGUGUUUCUAUCAGCACUGCAGUACAUGAAGAGGGCUCAGGUGUCCAAACUCCAGACAUGUUCUCAUCAACCUCUUUCGUCACUGAGACAUCUUCAUCCGUGUUCAGCACUGUGGCCCCAACAGCACUAUCACCUGGAACCAAAGAAAGUCUUGGAACAGACAGGACAAAAAUGCCAUCACUUACUGCAGAACCGUCAGUUUCCUCUGUCUCUGAUGAGGCACUAUCAAGCUCAAUAACUGUGUCUCCAACUACUUUGUCGACCAAAGACACUGCAGCUCCUACAGAUUCAUUGCUGUUUAGCACUGCAAAGGAUUCUUUGACAUCUUUGACUGGUGCUGUAGAAUCUGUUCACUCCACUCUAACUCCCAUGGUUAAAGACCCUGAAAUUAGUGUUCUCACUUCUGCUGAUACUGAGAAAUUAGGAAAUCUGGAAAAAUCUGGAGAACCACUGUCAACCACUACAUUGUUACACCUGGACCUCUCCAGCAGGUCCACAAUCCCAAGAACCACAGCUACCACACCACUGCAGUUUAUGCCCGAUAUUACAAUUACUGAACAACUUCAAGAGCAAUUAAGCACAGAAAAAACAUCAGCCAUCCCAAUAAUUGAUGAUCUUGAGACUAGAUCUGCAAUCACUUUGACAGAAGAUGACAUCUCAACAGAGCAAACAACAGAAAUUUUAACAGAAGAAUCAUCUGCCAUGUCUUUGUUGCCAACCAUUGAAGAAACAACGGAACUAAGCAGCCAGUCUGCUAUAGUGAUUGGCAGCUCACAGGGAGAACCUACUACAUUUCCAAGCUCCACAACGUCAUCCAUACCUAUUAUUGAUGACACUGAGAUUAUUCAUCAAACCCCUGACUUUGAGAGAGAUGCUGGUAAAACAUCAUCCACGAUUUCUUCAAUGUUCAGCACAGAAAAACCCACAGUUACAACCUCCCUGACAACUGUUGGAAGAACAAGUGGAGCAGGUCUAAGUUCAACAACAGAUAUUACCUCAUCUCUGUAUAGUACUGAGAAACCCACAGCUAGCAUGGUGUUUGAAGAGGGCUCUGGAGACCAAACCCCUGCUAUGUUUGUAACAACUCCUUCUGUUGUUAGGACAGAGUCCCUUUCUGUUGUACCCUCAGUAAACCCUGAUAAGGAAAUGGACUACAGCAUCAGCACAGACUUCAAUUUGGUUGAAUCCUUACCUACCUUUGUGAGAACAACUGUCAAACCUACCAGCACUGCUUUCACCACAGACUCAUGGUCAUUAUUAAUAGAUGAAGUGGGCUCAGGUGAUGUUGCCACUACUCCUGUUUCUUCCAUGUUCAGUACAGAGACACCAGCUGCAGUGUUUCCACAAACUACAAAGAGCAUGACAGCAGAUGAACCGUCCAUUACAGAUACCACAGUGACUUCUGUGAAUGGCACCGAGAAGCCGUUAUUCACAACAGAAUUUCCUGAAAAUGAAACAAAUGCAGUUUUCAAAUCGCAUUUCACUUCAGCCUCUUCUCUCUACAGUACUGAGAAACCAACAUCUGCGACACCUACAUUAGCUGAGCCAACCCCAUCCAUAUUUGAAAAUACUGUCACAAAAAGUCCCUAUACACUUGAAACCUCUCAACCUAUGGCGGUCCCCAGCAUCCCCAUAUUUCCCUCAAAGGACAUGUCUACUUACAUUGACAUGGAGAGCUCUAGUGGCUCAUCUGAAGAUGAUGAUUUGGAGUCAAGUUCAGAUGGGUCAGGUGAAGAGCUAUCAACUGAAACUACCACAAAACCCCAGGAUGAAUUUACUGUGGCCACAGAUGAGACAGAAAUAGAUGAGGCUGAGAACACAUCUGACAGCUUAAGUGCUGCAUCCUCAAAUCCCUCCAGCACACAGCUGACUAAGGAAUUGAUGUCAUCAACCCAAUUUCCACAAAUGGCAAGCACUGAAAUCUACAAUACUGAUCAGGGCUUCACGGAUGAUUCUUCUGCUGAGAAUAAGAGUUCAGGUGAUGGCUUUUUUGAUGUUUCAACUAUAUUUAUACCAGUCACAAGUCCACCUAUGACGUCCGUUACAGUAGCAGCUACAAAGCGAAUCACAGUGUCUUCUAGUGCUGUUGCUGGCACAGUAGAGAGCUCAAGUGACCAAACAACAAAUAAAUCCACUGCUGAUGGAAUUACACAAACACAUACUGGCACUAUAGCCCCUUCUCUUUACAGCACUGAAAAGCCAACAGCAAUGUUUCCGGAAAUCCACACUCCAAUAGUUCAGGGCAGCUCAGUUGAUAUGUUUUCUGAGACAUCUUCAACAUCCUCUUCAGCUGUUUAUAACACAGACUCUCUUGAUAGUGCAAAGAAUACACCCUCUUCCCUGUUCAGUACAGAGAAACCUACAACAACAACAACAGCUUCUCUCUACAGCACUGAGAAGGCAACUAUCACAACAGUAUUUACUACCAGACCUACCCAGUCAAGUAAAACAUCUCUCUCUACAACAGAUUCAUCAAAACAAAGUCCAGAUUUUCAUUUAACAGAGGAAGAGACUUCUGGUGACCAAACCACUGAGAUGUUCACGUUAAAGCCAUCAGCAAUUGAGCGUGUAACAUUUGGAGAAGCAACAGGUGAAACAGAAACAUUUGUUUCAGUCACACCAACCUCUGAUGAGCAGGCUUCCUCAAAGGAGGCUGAAAACAUUCCAGAUACCCCCAUCACCCCUGAAGCAACAGAUUCUCCUGCAUCAAGCACUGGGAAAGAGAAGGUUACUCUAGCUGACCACAUAACACAUACAUCCUUUACAACUAUGUCCACUCAUACAAUUGGAGCCUCAGUUAGUGAUCCCACUACAGUUGACUUCACCAAAAUAAGCUCAAGCAGUGACCAUGAGCAAGACGGUCUCACAUCAGUGUCCACCCCAAUUCCCUCUAUCAUAUAUCAAAGCAUUACAGACCAGCAGGUCGUCAUCAUUACUCCCAGUAGCAGCCAAACCAAGACUGAGCAAACACCUACGAUGGUCUUGCAUGUGUCUAAACCAUCAACCAGCAAAACCAUCAUAUUCACAGAAGAUGUAAAGGAUGAAGAUGAGCUGUUCUCUCCAGUUACAGAACGUAUGUGGGAAAGCACCCCCACUCCUGAGCUCAUCACCAAAGAUGAUACUAUCAUUGAUGCAGAUACUAUCUCCAUAUUACCCUCCUCUCCAGUUCACCAAACCAUCCAGAAAGAGGAAGCUGGAGGCAUCUCAGCAGUUACAAUGACACAAGCGUUGGAGAAAACAGUAGAAGCAGAGGGUUCAGGGACCGAUAGUGCCACCUUCUUUACCUCUUCACCAGUAACAUCUCAUGCCACCUCAUCCACUGGCUUGCCAUUAAUUUCCACAUCUUUUAAAUAUUCACAGUCCACUUCCAAACCAUCUCCAAUGGAACGUGUAACUACUUUGGAGACAUCAAGUGAAGAGAUCGUCACAUCGUCACCACAUGCCAUUCCAGCUACCACUAUGUCCACAAAGUCAAGCUCUGACAAAACCUAUAAUUUAACUACACCACAUACGAUUUUAACCAUUGAGACUGACACCAAACCAGUCCCUGCACUGGUGGGGGAUGAUAUAUCAAGUCAGGACACCACUGAUAAUGUAACUGAUUCAAUUAUUGAGAUUGUCACAUCCUCAUUUUUACCUUUACAAACCUUAACUGAAACAAGAGACAACAGCUCUGUCACUCAUGUGUCCAGUGAGGAGUAUAUGGUCAGCACAGAUGAAAAACCAAAAUCCAUGCCCUCAUCACCUACAACAAUAACAGCCACACCUAGCGACAUGACAGAUGAAUCUUUAAGUUCCUCCAUUUUCACACAAACCACUGCAUCUCCAGUCACUGUAACAACACACACACCGGUGUCCAAUGAACCUGGCACAGUGAAAACAACCAAUGAAGCAUCUGAUGAUAAAUCUUCAGGUAAUGAUUACUCUGAGGAAGGCUCUGGGUUGGUUACCUCCAGGACAACCUUGGUGUCCUCUGUGGAUGAGUGGACAGCAUCUAAAAAACUAGUAUCAUCUACAGCUUCCUCACUGUUCAGCACUGAGAAACCAACUGUUGCCUCUGAUAUGGAUGAAGAGAUUUCACCAACUUCACCUGCAACUGCCACAGGAGAGGUUGUGUCUAUUUCUACAAAAGAAUCAAUUUCAAUGUCCACAGUUUCUUCCUUACAAAGCAGUUUAAAACCUAAUGUGAUAGUUCAGUUUGUCACCACUUUUGUCCCAGAACCAGAUACAACACUACCUGAGGUGUCCUUCCAACAGGCAAGGUCUGAGAUUACAUUGACUCAUCAUCCCCACAUUGAUAUAUCUUCUGAGGAUACUGUGUUGGCCACAACCACCCCAAUGUUGCCCAGUAGGGAGUCAAGCCAACACUUUGAACCUACUAAUGAAACUCUCCAGACAGGAGUUACAACCACGUCUCUUGAAGAUAAGACAGCUGAACCACCUAUAACAAAAGAAGUUUCAACUGAUGCAGAGGGGAGCUCAGAUAAAGACAGUAAAGUCCACGAAACAUUUACUUUUACUUUUAUAACUUCACCUCCUGUCAAUGAAAUUGUGGAUUCUAAAGGGACACAGGCUUCUGGGGUGGAAUCCAUAACUCCAGAAACUGCAACUGAAAAAUCGUCAACACGAGAAGAAGAAACUGUAGCUGUUGAGACAGGAUUUGCUACAGAGUCUAUCUCAAUGACAACACCAGAGAGUUCAAGUGAACAAAUUGUAAAGGAAACAACUUAUUCACUUUCAAAUCAAACAAAAAAGACUAUAACGCCAACUGGCUCUUCGCUGUUCAGUACUGAGUCUCCAUUGGUAGCUUCCAUAUCAGAAGUUACUGAUAUAGAGGACUCUGAAGAGACAUCAUCAACAGAGAGUGUGCAGACUGCUACUCCCCACCCUGCCCCUGAGGAUUCAACUGCAAUGAUGCUUGAGACAGACACUAUGAAAACUAAAGACGGCUCACGUAAUGAAAAUACGCCAUCAGAGAGUGAGGACGUCUCUGUAUCAACAGAAUCAAGUAUUACCAUUUUACCAGAAGAUGGUUCAGGUGACAAGACAUUGAGUAUCUUUGACUCCGACUCUGUCACUCCAACUGUUACAUCCCUGUCUGGUAUUAUUAAGAUGGAUUUAACAUCUGAGAUGGAAAACAACCAUACUGAUAAGUCAGCAUCAUCUACAUAUGAACAAACCUCAGGUCAGAGAUCAGCUGAGAUCUUCUUCACUGAAGCCUAUGCAACAGAUGACCCUUCUGUGAUCAGCACUGUCCAGUCAACUAAGACACCAACUUCUUUUGAGUCAGGAUCAACAGGUUCUGAACAUGAGGAGACCCAAGAUUCAGACCUGACAAGAACGCCUCCACCCACUGGUGUAACACAUGCUACCGAAAUCUCUGCAAGUUCAGAUACUGAAGUAUCGGUUGCCACAAUCCCAGCGGAACACAUUUCUGUUGAACCCACUUCAAAUUUCCUUUCUGCCUCAGCAACAUCACAGCCUGAUGUUAUGGUCCAAUUUGCUACAACAGUCCCCCCUGUACAGCACCUAACAACUCCCCAGGAAUCAUUUGAACAAGUCAAAUCAGAGAUCACACUAACACACCGCCCUCGCACUGAUCUUUCCUCUCAGGAUGUUUCACUGUCCACCACUCACCCUAUUUUUGAAAAUCGUGAAAUGAGCCAGGUUACAGAAGCAGCAACUAGGCUUGCUACUGCUUCUUCAGUGGCUGAAGUUAUUUCUUCUUCAGCUAGAGAAGGGACAGUUGAACCCUCUCUUGAGCAGGUUUCAAGUGGUGCAAAGACAAAACCAUCUCCAGAUACAGAUGUCCAAAUAGCACCUUCACCAGUUGACACUCUUGAUUAUUUUCCAAGCCCAGAUUAUGACGCACCAGACCCCUACUUUGUUGAAUCAGAUCCACAAUACAACAAACCUGCAACCUCAAAAGAAGUAGAAGUAACAUUCAUUACUACACACACUUCUGUUUCUCAAUUAUCUGAGAGUAAUUCUGUUGACUCAGUGAACCAUACUGAAAGUAAUUCAAAAGAAAUGGCAACUCAGUCACCUGUAGAAGCAACAGCUAUCACUGUCUUGCCUUCUGUAUCAACUCCUGACAGUGCAGCAUCAUCCUCUAGUUCUGAGAAUGAUUCAGAUAGCACCAGCAGCUCAGAAGAAAGGAUGACCACAGAAAGCACAAUUAAGAUGGGUGGUGACGAGUUUGAGAACAUCACCUCUGACCCAUCAGCCAUGACUAAAUCACCAUCCGUCCUUAGCACUGAGACUGAAAGUGUCUCUGUCCAGUCUGAAAGUGAGUCUGGAGAGCUGAUGCCUACAAAGAAGCCAAAGAUUGACAGUAUGGAGGAACAGUCUCUGUCCCCAGAUGAAAUCCAGACGGUAUUCAAGGUAGAUGCCACCACAGCGUCAAAGGUGGAGUCUACUAGUGUUGAUAACACCACUGGACAAGAGAACAUUUUAGACCAAAUUGAGGGAGAAGUCUCUCUUCACACUGAAAGGGCCCACUCAGAGUUCACAGCAAUAUCAACAGCUCAGCCUCAAAGCCAGUCAGCAUUAGUUCAAUCUGUAGCUACCUCUCCAUCAUCUUUUUAUGAGACUGAGAAACUGGGCAGUGACUCAACUACAAAUCCAUCACUUAUUGAAGUUACACUACCAAUGAAAGCAGAAGAAACAACUGCCGAGCCAGAUACAGGACUUGAUUUGGGACACACUGUUGUUGGCGAGACUGUUGAAAUUCCAGGAGUUCACUCAUGUACAGGGGACAUUUGUCUAAAUGGAGGAUCUUGCCUCAAAAUCGGCAGCCUCUAUACCUGUAGUUGUGCUCCUGGUUACAGUGGUGAUCGCUGUGAGAAAGAUAUUGAUGAGUGCCAGUCUAAUCCUUGCCGCAAUGGAGGUACAUGUGUUGAUGGGCUGGCUUCCUUUACAUGUGUGUGCCUCCCAAGCUACUCUGGGCUGCAUUGUGAAGAGGAUACAGAAAUAUGUGACUAUGGCUGGCAUAAAUUUCAGGGCCACUGCUACAAGUACUUCGCCCAAAGAAGAAACUGGGACACAGCAGAGAGAGAGUGUCGCAUGCAGGGGGCUCAUCUCACCAGCAUCCUCUCCCACGAGGAGCAACAGUUUGUCAACCGUCUUGGACAGGACUACCAGUGGAUCGGCCUGAAUGAUAAGAUGUUUGACAGCGACUUCCGCUGGACUGACGGCAGGCCUAUGCAAUAUGAAAACUGGAGGCCCAACCAGCCUGACAGCUUCUUCGCGUCUGGCGAGGACUGCGUAGUGAUGAUCUGGCAUGAGGACGGCCAGUGGAACGAUGUCCCUUGCAACUACCACCUCACCUUCACCUGCAAGAAGGGCACAGUGGCCUGUAACCAGCCCCCUCUGGUGGAGAACGCACGAACCUUUGGUAAAAAACGGGAGAGGUAUGAGAUCAACACGCUCGUGAGGUACCAGUGCCGAACAGGCUUUAUACAGAGGCACGUCCCAACCAUCCGUUGUCGUGGGGAUGGACAUUGGGACAUCCCUAAAAUCUCCUGUAUGAACCCCUCAAGCUAUCAGAGGACCUUUAACAGAAGACAUCAACACCGUAGUCUCUACAGCAUAAACAACUUCAACAGAUGGCCGGGCGAGGCCCACACCUUUCACCACCAGCGCUACCGGGGACGGAGGGACAGGACGGAACACAAGAGGAAGAGACAGUGAUUGCCAUGCAGCAUGGCACAGCUUGCCCGAGACAAGAACGCAUGGCUGACGCCUGUGUGAAAACGAGGAAAAGGAUUCUCAAAGGAAAGGAGAAGAAAGAGAAAACUCAUCAAAGAAACCAAGAGGAUAAUCUGCUGUUUUCUUGCAUUUUGGAAGACGAUGGAAUCUCAUGAAGUGCCUUUUUUAAAGAGAUGUUGACAGACGACUUUCUUAUCAAGGGGCACUGUUGCAUAACAAUGCCAAUGUGGAUAAAACACUUUCAGCUGGCUACUGGAGACGCAAAAAGUAUUCUCAUCAUACUUUUUUAAAACUGUGGACUGUGUGUUUUUUUCCUAUCAAAUAAUACAUUCACCAUAAGUGUCCCUUAUUCAUUGGAGAAAAAAGAAAGCUUUUUAUGAAAUUAUAGCGCUUAUGUUAUGUAAAGGAGUCGAUAGUGUUGUUGUGGUGUUUUUAAGCUGCACUCGACCUUUAACUAUACAAAAGAUCCAUGUUUGGCCUCUCAGAAGAAACAAGUGAGGCCUCGGCAUCAUUAAUGCAAAGGACUUUGAGUGGAUUGUUAUAUCGCAUGAACUAUAAGCCUUUAUUCUUUCUUUGUGGUGGCAGCUUUAAAAGUAUCAAAUAUCCACCUUUCAUUCCCAACCUUCACUGGGUGUUUAUUGCUAGAUUUCUAUAGAGAGAAUAAAAAAGAAAGAAA